AUGUCUGAUGAGGCAAGAGACGGCAUAGAAGAGCCGAGGCGGAGGCGGCAGCCUCGUGGUUUGCUACCACCAGGUUUGGUUGACCUUUUGGGUCCGCCCCUGAAGGUUGGUGCCAUGACUGGGACUAUCGGCAUGUUCAGUGGUAUUGCAGCCGGCAUCAUCCGUGACUCCACACCAGCUCUGUUCGCUGUGGCAUCCGGCAUCCAAUGGUUCGCUCUCGGUUCAAGUUAUUGGCUAUCCAGGUCUGUGGUGAUGGCCGCAUGGGGUGGCGAAGAGAACCUCUCCAAUUCAUCCAAGAUCCAAGCCAGCGCCAUUGCGGGAGGCACGGCAGGAAUGGUCGGGGGACUGAUUCGUGGCCCGAAAAACAUCAUUCCUGGAGUCAUCGUCUUCUCACUCAUUGGGGGAACGGGCCAAGCCUUUGUGAACGCCGCGCAAGGCAGACCCGAGGUCACGGAAAAGAAGAAGAGCAUCUUCGAGUCAAGUUGGAGUCCCCUGAAAAAGCUCUCGGAUGACGAGUACCGUGAAAUGAUUGAUGAGAAGAUGCUCAGGAUAGACGCCGAGAUCGCUCUCAUUGACGACAAGAUUGUAGAACUUCGGGCUGCAAAGGCAGCAGCUCCUCCUCCGCCUUCAAAGGACGCAUCACAACCACCAGAUGCUCGCGAAUAG
Molecule: messenger RNA, 666 nt
Organism: Colletotrichum orchidophilum
Lineage: Eukaryota; Fungi; Ascomycota; Sordariomycetes; Glomerellales; Glomerellaceae
Exons: 4
Coding region: 1-666 (221 amino acids)
Source: RefSeq, a predicted model, not a curated record